This is a messenger RNA of Cotesia congregata, 1212 nucleotides long. The record is from the annotation of a GenBank genome assembly. Lineage: Eukaryota; Metazoa; Arthropoda; Insecta; Hymenoptera; Braconidae.
AUGUUGUACUCAAAUUCAAAUGACAGCAACAGUGAUGAUAAGGGUGUCAUUCGUUGUAUUUUUUUUUCCGAAUUUCAUCACAUUGCUGGUCCUAAAAUAACUUGUCAAGUACCUGAUAAUCAUGUUUCCAAAGACAUAUUUGAUAAUGUAAGCGUGUACAUAAUUCCAAAAGCGCAGUUGCAACGGAGUACUCUCACUGUAACACUACAAAAUUGUAAAAUUUUAGGCUUUCCUGUAAAAAUAGACGACAAAAAAUACGCAAGAAAUGCAUUUUAUUUCAACUUAUGUUUUGUGUGUGACGCUGAUGCACGAACAGUCCAUUACGAGCCAGUAGUUAAGAAAAUGUCUGAUUUUUUGAUGGCAUUGGAAGUAGAAAAUUGUUUCCUGUCAAACGUGUCCGUGGACAAAAGUCGGCUGACUGAAAUCCUGGCGCAAGUAAUGAAUGACCUGAACUCGCAUAACAUGUGUACGCUGACAGAAGGAACUAUGACGACACACUUGAAAGUAGUGAGACUGGCAGCUGAGCCGAAGCCCGUAUUAGACCACCAAGUUCCUGUUUUUCUUGUAAAUCGCGAGAACUUUUGCUGCGACCAAUGGGACCUGACGACCCAGCAGGUGUUGCCGUACAUCGACGGAUUCAAUCAUGUUGCGCGAAUCGCAGCAGAAGCUGAUGUCGAGAAUAAUCUUGUCAAGAGUUGCGUGCAAAAUCUCGUUUACUACGGAGUGGUCACUCUAAUUCCCAUAUUUCAGUACUGCAACAUCUAUACAACUACCUCGAAGCUUGGAGUGUUGGCUGAAAGUCAAGAGCUGCAGGAAAGAUGUAUAAACUUUGUGUCUAAGUCUGCAAGACAACCAGCUCAUCUCCGUGACAUCUACAGGAUGUACGCGACGAUGACACACGGUACGAUGAUGAAAGAUUUGUGCCAGAGAUUGAAUCCACAGAAUUUGAGAAUAAAUGAACGAAGGCUAGUGCAAUUUGGAUUGAUCGAAGGGUUCAUACGCAGAGUUUACAAGUAUCCUAUCUACGUAAAAAGAUCUUUCGCAGACAUUAACUUUGAUGACAACAGUGAGGACACUAAAAAUGAUCCAGUGUAUAAAUAUUUCACAGGCGCCUACAGUUUUGAUGAAAUUUGCUGUAACACCGGACAAUCUGUCGCGCAAAUAGAAGACAUCGUUGAAAAAGAUCCUAAUGUCGUCGUAUUAUUUAAAUAA